AUGGACAUCUCCGCCGCCUUGAUAAACACCCAAAGCCCCGACGUGACGCUACGCAAGCAGGCAGAAGAGUUCCUGAACAAUGCGCUGCAGCAGCAGAUGGGACAGCUCAUGGUGACGCUCGUCCAGGCGCUGGCGGCCGAGGACUUUGCCGUCGUGGGUCGCCAGGCUGCCGGUCUCUACCUCAAGAACGUGCUGGACGCCAAGGACGACGCGCUGCAGCAGCAGAAAAUCAAUGCAUGGAUGGCCAUUGACCCGGCUCUGCGCACGCUGAUCAAAGAUGGAUCGCUUGGUGUGUUGCAGUCGAGCGACCCCGUGGCACGCCACACGAGCGCACAGCUAGUGGCCAAGAUUGGUAGCAUCGAGCUGCCUGCCAAGCAGUGGCCGACGCUGCUCGAGUCGUUACUGCAGAACGUGACGAACAGCAGCGAGGGUUGCAUCCACGCCACGCUCGAGUGUCUCGGCUACUUGUGCGACGAGCUGGAAGAAAAUACCAUCGACGAGCAGGAUACUAACCGAAUCCUUACGGCUAUUGUGGAUGGCAUUCGUGCCGAUCGACCGCCGGCUAUUCGCCUUGCAGCGGUCACGGCCUUGCGGAACAGUCUGGAGUUCGUGAGUGAGAACUUCAAGCGGAAGCAAGAGCGCGAUCACCUGAUGCAGAAAAUCUGCGAAGCCACGCAGUCUUCGGAUUUGCGCACCCGUGUGGUAGCCUACGAGUGCAUUGCUGCCAUUGCGACAAUGUAUUACGAAUACCUGGCAGAGUACAUGGAGACUCUGUGCAAGCUGACGUUCAACGCUAUUACGAGCGACCAGGACGAAGUGGGCCUGCAGUCGCUUGAAUUUUGGUCAUCUAUGUGCGAUGUGGAACUCGACUUGAUUGAGGAAAUGAACUAUGCAGAGCUUGAGGGCCGCACCGAUUUUAUUCCCUGCAACUAUUAUGUGCAGACAGUGCUAAACACGCUCAUCCCUCUGCUGACCGAAACGUUGAAGAAGCAGGAGGAUGAUCAGGAUGAAGACUCGUGGAAUCUCUCAAUGGCUGCCGCGACGUGCCUUGCACUGGUGGCCCAGGUGGUUGGUGACGCUUGUGUGGACCUUACCAUGACGUUUAUUACGCAGAAUAUCGAGAGUAACGAAUGGCGGCCGAAGGAGGCCGCUAUCAUGGCUUUUGGCUCGAUUUUGGACGGCCCCGAAUCGGCCAAAAUUGCUCCGCUUGUGCGUCAGGCGCUCGGCUUCCUGAUGAGCUGCAUGAAGUUUGACAACAUCUUGGUUCGCGAUACGACGGCCUGGACGCUUGGCCGUAUCUGCGAGCUUCACUACCGAUGCAUUAGUGGCGAGAUGUUGCCUGGACUGAUGCAGCUCCUGCUCGAAGGGUUGGAUCAGGAGCCUCGUGUGUCGCACAACGUCUGUUACGCCAUCCACAAUAUCGUGAAGGCCUUUGAGGAGUCGGUGGAAGCUGCGCACAUGCUGACCCCGUACUUCAAUACGCUGUUCGACAAGCUGCUCGAGACGAGCGACCGCCCGAAUGCUACGGAGAGCAACUUGCGUGGAUCAGCGUACGAAGCCCUGAACGUGUUGGUGCAAGCUGGUGCUGAUGCAGUGAACCAGCACAUUAUGUUGCGUCUCCCUGUGAUACUAGAGCGCCUGGAACAGAGCAUUAAAUCACUGAUUGAGAACCCAGAUCGCCUUCAGGACGAUCAGGCUGGUCUGCAGGCAUUGCUGUGCGGUGUUCUGAUUGCUGCCAUCCAGAAGCUGAGUACUGAUAUUGAGCCGUUGGCAGACCGCAUCAUGCAGGCACUUCUACAAGUGUUCUCCACGCGAAAUGCUGCUGCUGCAGAAGAAGCUUUUAUGGCCGCGGGUGCUUUGGCCAACGUUGUCGGUCCCAAGUUUGAAGUGUACAUGCAGUACUUUGGCCCAGUCGUGCUAAUGGGCUUGAAGAAUAGCGAGGAGUACAUGGUUUGUAGUGUCGCGGUGGGUGUCGUGGGUGACCUUUGCCGUGCUUUGGAGAGCAAGAUCUUGCCGAUGUGUGACGAGAUUGUGGCUACUCUUAUUGAGAUUCUAAACAACCCCGUUCUUGACCGCUCGGUGAAGCCACCGGUAUUGUCCUGCUUUGGGGAUAUUGCACUCGCUAUUGAGGGCGAUUAUGAGCGCUAUGUGGCGUCUUCACUUCAGAUGAUUCUGCAAGCUGCAGACGCGUGCGGAUCAAUUGCGACCGACGACGAAGAAGUGGUGGAGUACAUGAAUCUGCUGCGCGAGAGUGUGCUAGAAGCGCUAACAGGUAUUGUACAAGGCCUGGGAGCUGCCAACAAGGCGACUAUAUUGGUAGAGUGCGCACCACAGAUCGGCGCUUUCCUGGCUUCGCUGGCGAACGACCUCGCAACGCGUUCGGACGCUGUUACGACUGGUGCCGUGGGUCUGAUUGGUGAUAUUGGCCAGGCGAUGGGCAAGGCGGUGGAGACGGUGCUCCACCAGCAGUUUGUGGUCCAGCUAGUAAGCGAGUGCGCUAACAACGCGCAGAACCCCCAGGCACAGCAGUUGGCGGCGUGGACGCAGAAAGUGAUGAUGGACUUGCAGUCGAACUAA
Messenger RNA from Peronospora matthiolae, 2577 nucleotides. The record is from the annotation of a GenBank genome assembly. Lineage: Eukaryota; Oomycota; Peronosporomycetes; Peronosporales; Peronosporaceae.